AUGUAAUACCGAUACAUACAUGUGUGUAUGUGGAUUGCACUUCUUGUCAAUGAAACCCUAACCAAUUGAUCAUCAUCUGCUCAAUCAUUUCAACCCGAUUUGCAUCACUACUAUAAUCGGAUCCAACCCGCUUCUAAUUCGCCAUGGACGGCAACAAAGACGAGGCAAUCAAAUGUCUCAAAAUCGGCCGAGACGCACUCGACGUCGGCGAUCGAUCUCGCGCGCUCAAAUUCAUCUCAAAAGCUCGUCGUCUCGAUCCUUCUCUCCCUGUCGAUGAUUUACUCUCCAAGAUUCAAUCUUUAGACACUCCGAUUGAUAACGGAUCACCAAAACCUAAUUCUGAUGAGGUUGAUGCUAAUUCUGCUCCUCGUAGGAGGAAUUCAGCUACUGGAUCGUCUUCUUCGUCGUCUUCGGUUGCGUAUACUGAAGAACAAGUGGCGAUUGUGAGGGAAAUUAAGAGGAAGAAGGAUUUUUAUGAUAUUCUAGGGUUGGAGAAGAGUGCUAGUGUGGAGGAUAUAAGGAAGGCGUAUCGGAAGUUGUCUCUUAAGGUUCAUCCAGAUAAGAAUAAGGCGCCGGGAGCUGAGGAGGCGUUUAAGAUGGUUUCCAAGUCGUUUAUGUGUUUGAAUGAUGAGGAGAGUAGGAAAAGGUAUGAUGUUGUUGGUUCUGAUGAGAUUGUUUAUGAGCGGAGACCGGCUAGGAGGAAUCAAGGGUUUAAUGGAUUUUAUGAUGGGGAUGUGGAUGCUGAGGAGAUUUUUAGGAAUUUCUUCUUUGGGGGAAUGAAUCCUGGUGCUGCUACUCAGUUUCGGGGGUUUGGUUUUGGGAAUGGAGUACAUGUGAGAAUGGGGAAUAAUAAUGGUUCUGCUGGUACUUCAAAUGCUAGGGCAUUGAUUCAGCUGAUACCAGUGAUUCUGUUUGUUUUGUUGAGCCUGUGGCCGUCUGCUGAGCCUGUUUACAGUCUUUCUAGAUCUUAUCCCUAUCAACAUUUGGUUACUACACAAAAGGGUGUCGAUUAUUAUGUCAAAUCGAGGAAUUUUGAUCAAGAGUAUCCUACUGGUAGCAAUGAGCGUGAGGAGCUUGAGUUAAGGAUUGAAAGAGAUUAUCUCUCAGUUCUUAGCCACAAUUGUCAGAUUGAGAGGCAGCGGCUUCAGUGGGGUUUUGUUAAGGAAGCACCACAUUGCGAUGCUCUAAAGCAGUUUCGGGCAGCAGCCUGAUCACUUUACAGGUUAUGCAGCCAGAAUACCAGUUUGAUGUAUUUUUGCAGAAUUUAGAGGCUGCAAAUAGAUGAUGGCAUACCUUUAGCCUUUAUUUUGAUGAGUACAAACCUUUGAUGCAGAAAAUACUCUGGGUCCUGCUGCCGUAUGUGUAACAGUUAAUUAGUGUAUGAGGAAGAAAGCUUAGUCCUAUGGGGUGACAUCUUCAAACUCUCUAGAUACUCGUGUAAUUAUCUACAUUCUCAUGUUCAUACUUGAUACUUCAUACAUUUAGUUGCAUAAGUUGCGAUAAUUGUACUUCUGGCACAUGUGAAAGAUGGGGUCGAGCAACUUGAAAUAAAGUUUUUAAAGAA
This is a messenger RNA of Daucus carota subsp. sativus, 1564 nucleotides long. RefSeq names its product chaperone protein dnaJ 49. The transcript is spliced from 2 exons. The record is from RefSeq and is a predicted model, not a curated record. Gene Ontology annotation, molecular function: Hsp70 protein binding. The coding region runs from base 144 to 1211 and encodes 355 amino acids. Gene Ontology annotation, biological process: cellular response to misfolded protein. Lineage: Eukaryota; Viridiplantae; Streptophyta; Magnoliopsida; Apiales; Apiaceae. Gene Ontology annotation, cellular component: endoplasmic reticulum membrane.